AUCGGCCCAGGCAGCGAUAACGUCAACGCUAACACCACAGCAAGCUUACACAGCUUUAUCGCCAAAGCCUUCCACCUGCAUCAUGUCAGCGUGCACAAACUGGAUCAAACAAAAGCCGACACAUCCUUCUACAUAAGACUUUUGAAAAAUAAUAGUUUCCCUCAGCUGGUGAUUUCAAAUAAGAACACCAAAAUGUGGAGAGGCCUUGGUAGACUGUUCCCUCCGCAUUUUUUCCACUCCUGGUUGGGACAUGCUGUCGUCAUACUCCUACUAAUACGAUUCAUUAUCAAUCACUGCUUGGCAAUGUCUUACCCAGGGUAAAGCUGAACGCCACUCACCAAACCGGAUGGAUCAAUUCUCGACAAAAUACUCACUGACUCCGGAGGAGAGCGACGGCCCACGAAAACAAAGCAACAUGAGCGAUUCUCCACAGAUUUGAGAAGAAAAAAAAGGCUUGACAGAAGAACUGAGGCUGUCACAGCUGAUCUACUUGAGGCCGGACAAGCCCGAAGAAAAGAAAGCUUCUUGGCUUGUGCCUGAAAGUGGUGUUGCUGUUGCCGACUGACUACUCGGCAAAGGAAGUCUUGUCUUGCCACGCCGGUUUCACCUUUUCAUAACAGUUUUAUCCCAAUACCGCGCCGUUUUGCUCUAUUCCUAUCCGUCUUACUUAGAUUUAUGAAGGUUUUGAUAUCGUUUCGGAAAUACAGGAGCGCUAACACUUUCUUUUUGGACUUUUAGAGGUUUAUUCGGUAUUACUACAAAUUUGGCAACCGACGCGACUGUUUGGUUAGGUCAAGCAGCACGAAGGAAGGAUCUCGGCGAUGGCCACUGCCAAUUUGUGAAAUUUGGUUCGAAGGCAAUAUCCAGGCACGCUUCAUUUGUGUUGGACACGGACUCGACAGCGUUUUCGUGGAUGGAUUGUGUGUUCGAGUUAAGCGUCGGAGCUGAUAGGCACUGGAUGCUGCCUCUGCUGCCAGGUUCAGUUUGAUUUGGCUGGCUCACUCAAAUAAAAUUGCUCAGCAGUGCAAGUGUAAUUUUGGCUGCUUUCGUCAAUGAUUCGAGGACACUGGUGCUGAAAAGCCUGCGACGGCUGGACGUGUCUAGUAGUAGUCUUGGACCCGUGUCGAGCAACACGGGAGAAAGUAAGCUAGUAGCGGGAAGUGGACAAGAUCCAUGUUGCAUCUGUGCUGUGAUCUGAGUUUAUGCAAUGGCGUUUCGCGGCAACAAGCGGCCCGUCUCGCCAAGCCACUCGGCUUCGGCUGGAAUGACUGGCAGCCCCAUGACGGGCUCCAAAGCCUUCCUUGCCAGGGCGAACACAAUGUCGCUGACGACGGCAGACGACGUCAGUCCGGCUUCAGUUUGUGCGAGCUCCAGUGAUGCUGCAGUUUCGUCGUUUGCUGUGAGCACCAGUCCUGGCGAUGAUCUUAUGAGGUCUCGUUCGCACACGUUCUCUGGCCGGUCGGAGGAAGCCGCUCCGAUGGCCAGUGCGGCGACUGCGACCCCCACGUACGACGAGGCGUUCAACAUGGACUGGUCGCAGACGGCCGUGGACGGCAAGCACAUGUGGGGCGAGCGCGACAACGCCCGCGAGAACUGCUACGUCUGCGGCGACGGGCGGGCGCGCGGCACGUUCCUGAAGUGCUACGCGUGCAAGGUGAUCGUGCACGUCAUGUGUACCAAGGACCUGGUGGCGAGCGGGCUGACGUGUCGGCCCACGUUUCGCGAGUACACGAUGAGCACGUCGCCGGACGACUUCAUCCACCGACACCACUGGGUGAACCAGCGGCGGCCCACGGGCAAGUGCGCCGGCUGCAACAAGACGUUCAACCCGAAGUUCGCCUUCUCCGGCACCAGCUCGCGCGACUUCCCCGGCGUGGGCUGCUCGUGGUGCAAGCUGCAGUACCACAACAACUGCUUUCGAUUCCAGCUGAUCGACGAGCCGUGCAGCCUGGGAGAGUUCAGCUCCAUGAUCCUGCCGCCGGCGUGUGUGGUUCGCCUGCCCAAGUUCGACGAGGCCGCGUCGCGGCGACGGCGGUCGAUCAAGCGGCGCUCGCGUCGCAGCAAGGAGCAGCGCUACUUCACCAUCCAGCCGCAGAAGGCCGCGCAGCGCCGCCCCCUGCUCGUCUUCAUCAACCCGAAGUCCGGCGGCAACCAGGGCGCCAAGCUGCUGGCCAAGUUCGUCUGGCUGCUGAACCCGCGCCAGGUGUUUAACCUACUGGACGGCGGGCCCAGCUUUGGUCUGCGCCUAUUCGCACGAGUGCAGCGUGCCCGCAUUCUGGUCUGUGGUGGCGACGGCACCAUCGGCUGGAUCCUGUCGGUCAUCGACCAGCUGAAGAUCCGGCCUUGCCCGCCCAUCGCCGUCCUGCCCAUCGGCACUGGCAACGACCUGGCCCGGACGCUGAACUGGGGCGGUGGCUACCAGGACGAGCCCCUCACGCGCAUUCUGCACCAGGUAGACGACGCGGCCAUCAUCCACCUGGACCGCUGGGACCUGCAGCUGACGCCCAUACCCGUCGACCUGUCGCAGGAGGACGAGGUGCCGGCGGCCGGAGCUCCCGCCGUGUCGGACACGCUGCCGCUCACCGUCAUGAACAACUACUUCUCGAUGGGCGCCGACGCACUGGUGGUGCUCGACUUCCACGAGUCGCGCGAGGCCAAGCCUGAGCGUUUCAACUCGCGAUGGUAUAACAAGAUCUACUAUGCGCAAGCAGGUGGAAAGGAACUUUUUGAGCGAAAACUUCGAGAUCUUUUCAAGCAUGUGGAGGUGACAGCGGACGGAGUGGAUCUGACACCCCGGAUACGGGAACAGAGGGUGGCUGCACUAGCGUGUAUCAACAUAACCCGCUACUCCGCUGGUACCCAGCCAUGGGGCAUCCCUGCUGCAGACUGUGAAUUCGGACCGACGCAGCUUGACGAUGGCAAAUUUGAGAUCAUUGGAUUCACCACGCCGAUGUUGGCCACGUUACAGAUGGGCAGUCACGGCAUCAGGCUGGCGCAAUGCUCUCAAGCAGUCAUCUCCACCAAGCGUGUCAUUCCGGCUCAGGUCGACGGCGAGCCGUGCAGACUGGCGCCGAGCACCAUUGUCAUUUCGAUGCGCAACCGCGCGUGCAUGCUGCAGCGCGUCAAGCGCAAGGACCGCCUCGUCACCAGCAUGACCUCGUACCCGGCCAACCUGGUCGAGAACCGCUUCCAGCAGACGGACGAGGCACUGCUGGAGGGAGAGUUCGAAGUCAUCAAUCCGACUAGUAUCACUAGCCAGCACGGUACUGGUGGCUCGCCCGCAUCGCCACAAUCCUCGGCAAAGCCAUCAGCGCAGGUCACUCACAGCGCAAUCUCGCCUUUGGGCUCUCCGCUCGCCGUCGCCAGCAUGAAUCACCGCUCCCUGUCGGCGAUGUCGCCGGGCAAGUCCCGCUCCGCCAACAGCUCGCCGCUGCACUCACCGGGGGUGACGCGGACGCGCCUGAAGCGCCUGUCGCUCUCCAACCAGUCGCUGCCCGACCAGACGGGAGAUCUGCUGAACGGCGCCGUGCAGUGCUUCAACGUGACACCGCCGCCGGGGGUGGUCAAGACGAAGGGUGCGCCCACCGUCGUCAUGGCCACGGACAGUGCACCGGCCGGCAUCACGCAUCGCCACCCCGUGUCCAUACUGGUGCGCAACGGCCUGGAGAAUCCGUCGUCAGGGCAUCCAAUAAGACGGCGGUCACCUUGUUCAAGUAUAGCAGACAGUGUUGAUGACAUAGUGGAGGAGUCCUAUGGUAUGCCAGGGUCUUCAUCGUCGUGCUCAUCAUCCAAGCACAGCGUAUCGUCCGUGUCCGAUCCCCCGCACUCGCAGAUGCAGAGUAGUAGCAGCACUACGAGUUGCACGUCGCGUAACGACAUCCUCAUCACAACCACCGCCAGCGGGCAUGAUCCCGGCGAAGUGCAGAGGGCGCUCUUCAACGCAUGUCGACAAGGUAACCAGCCGGGUGUAGGCCAGGCACUGAGUCUCGGUGCUUCACUAACACUGGCAGACGGCGAUGGUCUAACGCCGCUUCAUCUGGCUGCCAGGCACAAUCGCAAGCACAUUGUCAGUCAUUUACUGAGUCUGUUGCCCAGAGCGGCUAUCGAUCAGGUUGACAGUAGCAAUGGGCGAACUGCGUUACACAAGGCCACAUGGCAUGGCUAUCCAGAAGUAUGUCAGCUACUCGUGGACGCCGGGGCGUCACUAACAAUCGCUGACGGCAAUGCCCAAACACCGUACAUGCUCAGCCAGCAAGUCGGCAAUCUGGAGCUGCAGAAGUUCAUGUUUGCCUGUGAGCAGCGGCAGCGUAUCAAGGAAGAUCAGAGUGAGACGGCGGUGUGAGUACUACCAACGGGUUUGUGUUCCAUGCCAUUGCUGCCACGGGUUCUGCGUGAUAGCGCAGGCUAUACACAUACAGUGCCGUGUCUUGUCUCCACGUGGAAUCAUGACACCUAGGAGUUUGUUUAUGCCCUUGUGCUGUCGGUGACGUCCUGAUCUGCUCCCGUCCGUGGACCGUACUCGGCCCCGUGCUAGCUCUGUCUUUGCGGCGCCAUCCGGCCGUCAACAUCUUCACGGUGACCCUGCCACGUGUCCGGACACGGGCCAACAAGUACCGUGCUGUCAUGUACGUUGUCGGAUUACCGGCAGCGACUGUGCUUCACGCUAACUCUCUCUCUCGCACUAGUCUACUACCGACAUCUUGCUUGCCCACCUUUUGGACACAGCGCUGAUUUGAGCAGGACCAUUCGGCCGUGUUCUUGGUGUGUCGCGCCAUCUUUUUUUGUUUCGUUUUGUUUUAGCUUUAUUAGCUUCCUAGUUAUAUUUCAUCAUUGUUAGAUGUGUAAAAUGAUGUUCUCCGCCAAUCAUAGGCGGACGACCGGAAGAAGAAAAAAUGCACAUCAUUAUGAAACAUAGAGAAAUUUCGAAAUUCCCCUUUUUGCCUGCCUACCCGCCCAAUCUCCCUGAAACGCGGACGUUACUUUUUGCAUGUGCACGCCUGGUUUUCACGGGUUACGUCGUUUUGAGAGAUUUCCGCACGCCGUGCUGUCGAUUUCUAAUUCGCUGCAACAGCAGCCGCCGCGCGCAUAUAACACAUAUUUACUGCCUGGUCUCCUGCGUCCUAUAGCUUUGUCCGUUACUCUUUCUCGUUUUUACCCGUCCGUCGUUUUCUCGCCGUGUUGGGUUCCUUCUUUGCUUGCUUGCUUGCGCCGCUCUUAAUCUCGUCUGCCGUCCCGCUGCUGGCAAUCACCCCAGCUCUCCAGUGUUUGAGAGCCCGGUGAGUGGCUGGGCCUAGCUUCUUCCACGCAGAGUCAGCUGCCAAAUGGGACAAGCUACCCCCCGCAAUUUUUUACAAUCCAAUUAUAUAUUGAUGUUGAUCUCCCCUCCCCUUAUUGCAGCAAAUUGAUUGGUGCUACAGCAUCCAUUGCUUCCGUUUUGAUUUUUUUUUUUCUGAACCUUUGACCCGGUCGUCGUCCCCCUGUUACCCGAUAUCCAGCCCCCUGUGUGCGGAUGUGAUAUUCUUCUAAGUAAAUUCUCGCAGCGCCGCUAACUGUGUGUCGCUAGCGCCGCUGACCGCGACGUGUGGCACCUUGCCUUGUAUUAGUAAUCUCUUCUUUUUCUUCCUUUUUCAAUCUCGUCCGUGUUCGUUUAUUUGUUCUCGUUUUUUAUGCUCCGUAGUCAAGCGAAGACUAUUAGUCAUUGUGCUCGUUUUCAGUCGUCCGUUACUUAGUGACUAGCUUGUAGUGGAAUCUCUCGCCAUCUGAUGCGUUUAGUUAUACUUAUUCCUUUAAAUACCUCCUACUCCUUAUCUGGAUAUUCUCGGCGCGAGGCUGAAGCAAGCCUGCCCGCCGUCUCUACAGUUAUCCUCUCUGGCUGACUGACUCUAUUUUUCCCUCUCUCUCUCUCUUCUCUCUCUCCUUCUGUACUGUACAUAUAAUGUCAAUGUACAUUCUUUCCCAUUCGUUAAGAUCUCUCGCACAUGAUUUAGGGCUGUGUGUGCAGCCACCCUUUGUCAAUUCAUAGUUGUAGUUCAAUUUCGAGAAAUUUAAUUAAAGCUGCACUCCAUUUUCUACAGAUGA
Sycon ciliatum is the source of this 6078-nucleotide messenger RNA. Its product is annotated as diacylglycerol kinase zeta-like. Bases 1208 to 4342 code for a protein of 1044 amino acids. The transcript has 10 exons. NCBI's taxonomy places the organism in Eukaryota, Metazoa, Porifera, Calcarea, Leucosolenida, Sycettidae. Gene Ontology annotation, molecular function: protein binding; ATP-dependent diacylglycerol kinase activity. Gene Ontology annotation, biological process: intracellular signal transduction; lipid phosphorylation; diacylglycerol metabolic process. The record is from RefSeq and is a predicted model, not a curated record.